This is a messenger RNA of Mesorhabditis belari, 540 nucleotides long. The record is from the annotation of a GenBank genome assembly. Lineage: Eukaryota; Metazoa; Nematoda; Chromadorea; Rhabditida; Rhabditidae.
AUGCGACAAUUCGACUUUCUUCUAACGUGGCACUUAUACUAUCUAAUAAAAGCUGGUCCUUUGUACCGAGGUCUUUUGAAUGGGUAUUGCGAGAAAAAUGACUUGACGAUCAAAGUGAAUGUGAAGGGAAUGGAUAAGUCCUCACAAACUAUCGAAGUUGAGCCUCGAUUUCCUAAUUAUGUUCGAGAAGAUGAGCUAGAUGCUUCGGAAGUAAGCAGAAAAUAUGUCUUCAAUCUACAAGUGUCUCAAUUCAUUAAUGAUCGAUUUGUUCGCGUUAAGGAAUUCAGAUUCACAACAAAAAUAUUUUGGGGCUUGAAAUUUUGUCAUUUCGUUUUUGCCCUGAAAGAUUCAAACGCAGGUCAUGCUUGCUUUAUCGCCGGUUUAUAUGCUCGCCGGUUUUUGUUGCUUCAUCUUUGCCUACUUGCUGAAGGAAACGGAUGCAUUGAAGAAAUUCGAAGACCGCGUAACAUCGCUGCUUGGCGAGGGAGCAAGAAGAACUCUGCCCACCAGCUAACAACCGGUAAGAACAGUCAGUGCAGA